Drosophila obscura is the source of this 1560-nucleotide messenger RNA. RefSeq lists its product as uncharacterized. The record is from RefSeq and is a predicted model, not a curated record. The transcript is spliced from 3 exons. Bases 84 to 1532 code for a protein of 482 amino acids. Lineage: Eukaryota; Metazoa; Arthropoda; Insecta; Diptera; Drosophilidae. Gene Ontology annotation, molecular function: oxidoreductase activity.
UGUCACUUAUCAACACAGAAAAAUAUGACAAAAAAAAUCAUGGUGUCACCUGUCUGGUGUAAGGGCUAGGAACGGAGGGUGCAAUGGAUCAACAUCUACCCUUUGGCACCGAACAGCCCGAGCUAGAUGUAGUGAUUGUCGGGGCGGGACUGUCGGGCCUGACAUCGGCCGUGAAGCUGCUGGCCAAGGAGACAACACUCCACAUACGGAUCCUUGACGAGAACAGCCGUCCCGGUGGCCAGCUGGAUGAAAAUGGGAUCCGCUUCGUCGAUGCGGAGCAACACGAUAUGCUGGCCUUUAUGAACGACAUGCAGAUGAUGCCUCAACACAGACGCGGUGAAAAUGGGGAGCUGGAACGCUGCUGGGCCCUGGAUCGGGGUCCAACAGCGCUGCCUGCAAAGUUCGAGCUGUGUCGAUAUAUCCAAAUGCUGGACCUACGGAUGGGCAGGUUUCGAUCGAAGCGGUUCACCCUGCGGGAGCGUGUGCCCAGCAUGGAGCGUCAUAUUACUAGAAACUUGUUCUUCAGCAAGUCGCGCAACUUUAUGAGGAAUUUCGUAGAGCUGGUCUCCGGUGUCCAUGCCAGCGCAGUGGACUACGAUACCUUCAUGUCUAUGUGCAGCUCUUGCGGUGGCCUGGCCGUACUCCUAGACUUCUACUUUAACUUUCCGAAUACCUUCCUGGAGCUCUCCACCCAGAAGCUGAUCGAGAGCAUUCUGGAGAAGAUCGGGUACAUAGCGAUCACCCAGAAUGUGCGGGUCGUCAGUGUAAAGCACUUCAGGGACUAUGUGGAGCUGACAGACUCCCAGGGGGAGAAGUACACCGCCCAGGCCGUCAUCCUGGCCAUUCCAUGGAACAAGGUGCAGCAGCUGGAGUUCGAGCCACCGAUACCAAAGAAUUUCUGUCCACCGCCCAAGGCGAAACUCAAGCCCAGUCGCCUGAUCACCCAAUUCUCAUUAAGCUACAGCAAAUGCCACUGGGCGGAGGCGGGCUUCUCGGGGAACUUUCUCAGCUCAAAGCCUCUGGUGUGUGGCCACGAAUGCCGCCAGGCAACGUACUGUGGCUACAUGGUGCACUCUCCGCAGGAGUCGGCCAGUGUGCGGCAGAAUGUCCUGGACCUUCUCUCCUCUCAGUUCGGUGAUGAGAUGCGGAACCCACUGGAGUAUCGGCAGAGCACCACAGAGCUGAGCAUGGCCCGGCACAAGCCACAGGUGACGCCCUGGCAUCGGGUUAUCUGGUCCAGCUCCUCGGCGGUGGGCACCAACUAUCGCACCCUCAUGGGUGGUGCCGUCCAGAGUGGUGUUCGGGCCGCUGUCAAUGCCCUGUUUGUGGUCCGUCCGCAGGUCGUUAGCUGGAAGGAUAUGAUCGAAGUGCGGGAAAAGAAUCCCUACGAAAGCAGCAGCACCCCCACCCGUCUCAGCGGCCUGCUAAGCCGCCUCAACCUCUACAAUGUAACCUUCUACAGCUUGUUUAUUCUCGGCCUCAUCUGGCUGCUCAAAAAAGGCUACUGUCACGCCAUCCUCUCCACCGCCUAGAUGUGAAAUUAAAGUGUCUAAACUGCCA